Messenger RNA from Durio zibethinus, 927 nucleotides. Its product is annotated as profilin-2. The record is from RefSeq and is a predicted model, not a curated record. NCBI's taxonomy places the organism in Eukaryota, Viridiplantae, Streptophyta, Magnoliopsida, Malvales, Malvaceae. Gene Ontology annotation, cellular component: cell cortex. Gene Ontology annotation, molecular function: actin monomer binding.
AUUAGGAAAAAGGGGAUUGUGGCCCAAAGAGAAAAAUGAAAAAAGGUAAGGAAAAAGGAAGAGGAAAAAAAUAGUAGCGUACCAGAUCUCGUUAUUUCAACGCUAUAUCUCCGUGUCUCUCCCUUGCAUCAGCUUUGCCUUUGCCCCUGCAGUCAAAACACUUUCUCUGACUUGUUUUUCUCCUUUCUCUCAAACUCAUCAAAGAGAAAUACGCAGAAGUACAGGAAGAAGAAGGAGAAGAAGAUGUCGUGGCAAGCGUAUGUAGAUGAUCACUUGAUGUGUGAAAUCGAAGGCAACCAUCUCUCUGCCGCCGCCAUCAUCGGCCAAGACGGCAGCGUUUGGGCCCAGAGCUCCAAUUUUCCUCCGUUCAAGCAAGAAGAAAUCAAUGGCAUCAUGAAUGAUUUUGCUGAACCUGGAUCACUUGCCCCAACUGGGUUGUACCUUGGUGGUACAAAAUACAUGGUGAUCCAAGGUGAAGCAGGAGCUGUUAUUCGAGGGAAGAAGGGACCUGGAGGUGUUACUGUUAAAAAGACCAACCUGGCCUUGAUCAUUGGAAUCUAUGAUGAGCCAAUGACUCCGGGCCAGUGCAACAUGAUUGUUGAAAGGCUUGGUGAUUAUCUCAUUGAUCAGAGUCUUUGAUCUCUUUGGUGUGCCUUAUUUGUUGCAAUUCUUCUUGGCUUCUAUACAAAUGUGCAUCUGCCACCUCCUGUGUUAAUGGUUGGCGCGCAGCUAAAUAAUAGUAUUACUAGUAUUAAAGUCACGGGGAACCUUUUCCAGAAACAAAAGGCUUGGUGUUUGUAAUAGUGAUGCUUAUGAUCUAUUGCGUUGUUUCUGUACUUGUUUGAUGGAUGGUAUUAUCAAGAUUGUCAAGUGAGAUACUUUGUCUACAUUUCAAUGGAUUUUCUAGUGGAUUUGGUAAUUGGCCAA